AGCGAACUCGGUUGCUUUACGUUCCGCGGCUGGCGCACACAGAAGCGCACAUUCACACGCAGACAACGUCUCCCUGUGGAAACAAAACCUUACUCAUUUUUUGGACUCACAAAGGCAAAACCGGAAAAAAAAAUGCCUAUAGAAAGAAAGUUUGGCGCGGCGGUGCCUCCCUCGCGUGUGCUUUCGACGGCGUGGUGUAGCCGACUGCCCUCCCUCGUCUCCGCCAGGUCUUGCCUCUCUCACAGAGGAGUUGGAGGUGCACGCCUCUCCCGUUCCGGCUCCCUCAGCACCUCCUCCUCCACCGCGGCCCCAGCGCUCCCCUUCUUCAUUGCCAGUCGUCACCAGUCAAGUGAUCAGUUUCACCGCUAUCUACACCACCCGCACGUGGUGCAACCCGACGGCGUGGACGGCCUGCCACGGGUGAAAGGCGACCAGCAGCAGUGGCUCAACACGGAGCAGUGGGACGGCUACAGUGCCACCUACCUGCAGCGCCACAUGCAAUACCCGGCCACCGCCGAGCACCCCAACCCGCACCUCAACCCCCGGCACGAGCUUCUGUAUACGUGUCUCCGGCUCGUCUACGACCUGUACGGCAGCCUGGCCGACGACCUCCAGCAGCUGCAUGAUGACCCGCUGCACUCGCAGUUCCACCGUCGCAUCGAGCGGAUUAAACGCGAUCGGGAGCGCAUUGCAGCGGAACUCGACAAGCGCUACGCCCCGCUGCACCCGACGGUCAAGACCGUCUACGACGCCUUCCUCGUCCGUCGCUACUACCACCUCGGCGAUUGGAUCACGCACGUUGAGCAGAAGCGGGAGAACCUGAUCAACGACCUCAGCCCCGAGCAUAUGGAGCACAUCAUGAAGAUGCGCGGCAUCGCGGAGCAGCACCUGAAGAGCUUAAAGAGACUAGAGCGCGCCCUCUACGAGGACCCUAUUCUUCACUUGCUGGAAGGAGAAGGCACCAACGAUGCGGUGGAGCAAUACAGUGCGGGUGAGCUGGCUAUGCUACGCCAGAAGGCUACCUAUUUUCGAAAGAUGCGCCGGUUUGGUGCGAACCAGCUGGACUCCGAUGUACACACACACUAA
Leptomonas pyrrhocoris is the source of this 1086-nucleotide messenger RNA. RefSeq lists its product as hypothetical. The record is from RefSeq and is a predicted model, not a curated record. Lineage: Eukaryota; Euglenozoa; Kinetoplastea; Trypanosomatida; Trypanosomatidae. The transcript has a single exon. The coding region runs from base 133 to 1086 and encodes 317 amino acids.